AUGGCCGACUUUGGCACUCCAGAACAAAUGGCCGCGUCUAUGCAACAAAUGCAACAGCAGAUGCAACAGAUGCAAGUGUUACAGCAAACAAUCGCAGCGCAGCAACUGGCUGCACAGCGGGAACCACCUGUCCCAAUUGUUGAAAUACCGAUGGAACACAUUGAAGCUUUUGAAGAGAUAUGCAGUUUCACUCGUGCAAACGGCGUUCCACCCGAUUACAUCAAAUGCAUGAUGUUCCCAUUCUCUCUAGCAGACAAGGCUUCACGAUGGCUUAAGUCAUUACCUACAGGUUCCCUAACCUCUUGGGAACAGGUUAGAGCAGCUUUCUUGGGAUACUUCUACACGAAAGCCAAAACAGCUGCCCUAAGGAACAAGAUUUCCUCCUUCAAGCAACUCUCUAGUGAACCUUUCAACGAAGCUUGGGAACGGUUCAAUGAUACCCUCAGAGAGUGUCCUCAUUACGGGUUCGACGAUGACCAUGUUCUAGGAAUCUUCUAUGAUGGAGUGGAAUGGGAGUUCCGCAAUGCUCUGAACGCAGCGAGCAAUGGAUAUUUCAUGACUCAAACCACAGAAGGAGCUCACGCGCUAAUAGAGAACAUGGCAGCUAGUUCAUCCAACAAAAACGUGGAGACUGACCGUUCCAAAAAGGUGAACAACAUGGACACUAGGAAGAUUGAUGACCUCGCCGCUAAGGUCGAUCUGCUGCUCAAGCACAAUCAGAAUCAGAUCUAUAUCAUGGAAGAAAUCAAUCUGGAACCAGGUACUACAGAUGUUGCAGCAGAAACCGAGACAUCAGAAGAAGAUCAGCAAGAGGUCAGUUACGUCAAUGGGCAGGGUUGGCAGUUCAAAAACUACCAUCCAAAUCCUAAUGUGAGGAACAAGACCAAUCCAGACAACCCCAACGACAGAUCUCAGGGAAAUCAGUUCCAAAACACUGGAUAUCAGAAGCCAUACUUCCAGAAUCAGAAUCAGAAUGGGAAGAUGUUCAUCCUCAGCCAGGCUCAAAAUCAAUUUCAGUACCGGCAAAAUAAUCCACAGGCUGCUCCUACAACCGCGAGCGGUCUGCCAGAUGAGCUGAAGGGAAUGAUGCAACAACUUCUGCAAGGUCAACAGAUUCAAGAAAAAGCACUAAACCAGGUUACAACCGAGAUAAACACUCGGAUGGACAACAUGUUCACGAAAUUGAAUUCCAAAUAUGAUGCUGUAGCAAGCCACAUAAGGCAUAUGGACGUUCAGAUUGCUCAAACUGCUAAAACAAUAAAAAGGCAACAAGGAACACUCCCAGGGAAAACAUACAAGAAUACCCAGGACUGUAACGCAGUCGAGCUGAGAAGUGGAAGACAUCUAUCAGAUCCUGUCCCCAAGAAGCUCACUGCUCAAGAGAAGGGAAAACAGAAAGAGGGAGAACCACCUUCGCUUGAGGAUGUCCACGAUGACGAUCAUGAACUGGAACAGCCAACAACUGCAGAACCAUUAGCCCCCACGAUGCAAGAUCAACCUGUUCCAACUCGCGUCUACAUCCAGUCCCUGCUAAGAAAUCACGCAAGGAUUGCGAAGAGAUGA
Brassica napus (rape) is the source of this 1563-nucleotide messenger RNA. RefSeq lists its product as uncharacterized. Bases 1 to 1563 code for a protein of 520 amino acids. The transcript has 2 exons. NCBI's taxonomy places the organism in Eukaryota, Viridiplantae, Streptophyta, Magnoliopsida, Brassicales, Brassicaceae. The record is from RefSeq and is a predicted model, not a curated record.